Molecule: messenger RNA, 4651 nt
Organism: Astyanax mexicanus (Mexican tetra)
Lineage: Eukaryota; Metazoa; Chordata; Actinopteri; Characiformes; Acestrorhamphidae
Gene: rgs11
Product: regulator of G protein signaling 11
Exons: 17
Coding region: 84-1499 (471 amino acids)
Biological process (GO): regulation of G protein-coupled receptor signaling pathway; intracellular signal transduction; G protein-coupled receptor signaling pathway
Source: RefSeq, a predicted model, not a curated record
CAGCUCACACACACACAGCUCACACACACAGCGCACCGCAGCCGCUCGAGCUUCACUCGGAGUGUGAGGAGCAGCGGAGCAUCAUGACCAUCAACACGCUGACCCCCGCCGGAGUGCAGAGAGAGCAGAUGCCCUGCCUGACCAAGAUGGAGCGAGUGAUUGUGUCGAUGCAGGAUCCUGACAUGGGCAUUAAGAUGCGAAACCAGAGGCUGCUUAUUACUGUUAUACCUCAUGCCAUGACUGGUCGAGAUAUUGUGGAUUGGCUGAUUCAGAAGUAUUCCAUAACGGAAGAAGAGGCUUUACAUACAGGAAACUUCUUGGUGAAAUACGGCUACAUUUACCCGCUGAAGGAGCCUCGGAACCUGUGCUUAAAACAAGACGAAACACCCUAUCGCUUUCAGACACCAUAUUACUGGAUCUCAACCCGCUGGCCUGCGUCUGAGCUGGAUUAUGCAAUUUACCUGGCCAGGAAGAACAUUAGGAAACAAGGGGAGCUGAUAGAGUAUGAGAAGGAGUGUUAUAAUGCUUUACAUAAGAGGAUCAAUCACACCUGGGACUUCGUGGUGAUGCAGGCGAGAGAGCAGCUUAGAGCAUCCAAGCAGCGGAGGAAGUCUGACCGGAUUGUGCUGGAGUGUCAGGAACAAGCCUUCUGGCUAAUCAACAGACCUCCUCCAGGUGUAAUGGACAUAUUGGAGGAGGGGCCGGAGAGGAGGAAUGGGGCGAACACACGAGUACAACUGAAUGUCGAAUUCUACAAAAAAGAGAUUGAGCACAACAGAAAAAGUCUUGGACGGAAUCGAAUUAAGUCGUCAAUCUGUCUGGAAAGUUUUGUUAAGUACUGCGAACAGUACCAAGACCAUGACCCUAUAAUGCAAGGAUGCCUCCCCAGCAACCCUUGGAUCACAGAUGACAUCAUGUACUGGAACAUGAACGCUGAAAUGGUGCCCAUGCCAACCAAGCUGCGAGUGGAGCGCUGGACCUUCAGCUUUAUGGAGCUGCUAAACGACCCUUUAGGAAAGAAAGAGCUCCUUACUUACCUGGAGAAAGAGUUCAGUGCGGAGAACUUGUUAUUCUGGCAGGCGUGUGAAGAGGUGCGACAUGGUGAAGCCUCCAAAAUCGCAGAGAAAGUGGACGAGGUUUACAAGCAGUUCCUCGCACCAGGAGCCAGUCGCUGGGUGAACAUUGACAGUAAGACGAUGGAGAAAACCUUACAGGGCAUCAAGCAUCCUCAUCGCUUUGUCAUGGAUGAUGCACAAAUGCACAUUUACUUCCUUAUGAAGAAGGACUCGUAUCCUCGCUACCUGAAGUCUGAACUGUACAAGAAUUUAUUAGCGAGGGCUGUGGUUCCGCAGGAGACAAAGAAGAGUGUGUUCCCGUUCAUGCGUCGUCAGCGACAUUCAAGCCCUUCGCCGGCACUGGUGACACAAACUGCAGAGGACAACGGAAAGGCUCAGCCCAACACUGGAAAGACCAACACCGGAACUGCUGCUCAGAUUUAGUCCUUCACACAUGAUACAUUAUUUACAUGUUAGGUAACUGUUACCAUUCAGUCAUACACAGCAUGGAGCUACAACUCAGAACUCCUACUGUAUCCUUAUUAUAUCAUUUCCUGAAAUCUAGGCUCAUACCAAACAACUGAAAUGUUGCUGAAUUGCACUAUCCCUUAUUCACCUUUCCCAUCACAUUCACCUUUUCGUCACAUGCACAAGGCUGUACUGUUUUUAUAGGAUUAGUUUAAUUACAGCAAUAAUACCAUUUUAUUAGACCAGACUUCUCUUAUGUAUUUGUCCUUCAAAUAGUAUAUUUUCCUCCUAUGCAGGUAUGUUUGUUGUUUUAGUCACCUAACAUUACUCAUAUAAUACCCUUAAUAUUUAUUUAUUCGAAGCAUUAUUCACAAUAAAUAAUUAGACUGGUUUAGACUGAUAUGAGUAAUAUAUAGAACAGUAGUAGUGUGUCAUGCAUGUGUAAAGCAACAUAUCAGUCAUCUCUGUAUGAUUUGUAGACAUCUUGAAUGCGUGCCAUGCAAUCUGUGCCAGGCUCCACCCCAUUAAUCUUAAAUCUUAUCGAGCCGUUCCUGCAGAUUGUGCGGUAGAGAUGAUGUGCUGAUAACACAUCCAACAGUAUCUCACACAUGUUCAAUCUGGGGUCUGGCGACAAUAUUAAGCUGGCCACAAUAUACAGUAGUAUCUGUGUCUUGGGCAUGAGCAUUGUCUGGUUUAAAUAGUGCACACGAGUGUGUGUUCAGAAAAGGAAGGUUGUAGGACCUCAUUAACAUAGCAGUGGGCUAUACAGAGCAGAGUGCCUGUAAUAAAGGACAAAGGUGAUCUGGCAUCAUAAAAAAUUGCACCCCACUCUAUAACACCAGGACUUAUGGACGUGUGGCAUUAAGCCGUUCACAGUUUCUCCUACACAGAUUCAUUGGUCAUCUCUGCCAUUUUUGAGUCCCUCUAUGACAGUCGGGCAUGACCCCACUGAGCGCAGUCAUUGUAUUGGUGCAGUCGUCUGGCAGUGGAAGACACACUGCUGUCUGAAUGAUGCAGUCAUGGCUGUUGGGUCACUCUGCACAUGCUGGGUGAGCUUAAAUACUCAGUCAGGUACAGAGAUGAUGAUUCUCGUUGCUUGGGUCACGUGCAUGGCCGAUCGUGAAUCAUGAAACGUUUGCAUGUCUCACAAUAUCAAACAAUCCCACCAAGUUUCAUUCCUGUCAGUUUAUUCCAUCAGUGUGGAGCUAUUAUUUAGACGAUGAGAGUUUAUAUAUCUUACUGUAACAAAGCCUUCCAGUGAGAGCAGACUGUUACCACUCUUACUGUUAUUAUUACUGUUUACAUUAGAAAGAAGACCCAUAAAAUGCAGAAUAUCUAUAAUUUAUAUAACUUUGACUUUAAAAGCCAUUUCAUUCAAUCAUGAUGGUAGAAAAGCUAGAAGAGAAGGUGGAAUGUCCAGGUUUUAGAUUUACUAAUUAAACUAAAACACUUAUUAUGAUAUUUUAGCGAAUGUGAUGUAAUCUUUAAUCUAGUCGACAUAUUCAGAAAUUUCUCAUUUUGAGUUGUAUGUUUUAACAUAUUUCCAGAUGUUUUAAAGUAACUGUAUGUAGUGAAAUUGUCUUUAUUCAAUUACUAUUUUUUUCUUGAAACAAGAUCAAUUUAAAUUUCAAUCUCAACUUAUGCCUUAAACACCCAAAUCAAGAAAACUAUCUAGGAAGAAGUUUAGCAAUCCUGCAAUAUACAUACAAUAUAAAAAUAUCCUAUGAAUCCAAAAAUUAUAUUGAGGUUUACAAGAUUAAAUAUAUUUCUCCCUUGCUCAAAUAUUCUUUUUCUUCAGUGUACAAACACUUACCUGUUACAUUAAUUACAAAUGUAUUUAUUGUCAUCUUAGAGCAUCUAAUACAUAAUUUGUCAGCCACCCUCUACACCAGUGAAUCCCAGUCGAAUUCAGAGAGAUAUUUAAAAGCCUUUGAUUACCCAAAAUUCACUGCACAAGUACAACAUACGCACUAUAAGGCAUACCGGAUUAUAAAGCACACUAUCAAUAAACGUCUAGUGUUUGGUCUAUGUUCAUACAUAAAGCACGCCGGAUUAUAAGGCGCAUUAUGCGACACUAGUAAGGAACAGGGGUGUCGCCAUGUUUUCCUUUUAAUUCAGCAGGUCUCACUGCUGGGCACCACCCAGUUGGUAACUAAGUUAAGUAAAGCUAAGUUAAGUAAACAAAACUGUAAUUUAAAAAAAAACAUUUUCUUUUAAAGUCUUUCUAAGCACUGGAUGUUAAUCUGAGUAAAGCACUUCUGUUUAAUUACAGUACGUUUAGAUUUUUAGAUUUCCACUAGGGCUGCGUGCAGCAAUAUUAUCAUUUGCAACUAACCGCUAGCGCUAACAGCCCAACAGUGCUACACUGAGGAAUCCUGAGUCUUCUGGUAACCCAGGGCGCUAACAGCUAGCAGUUCGCCCCACGUAGCUUGGUUUUAACAUGGAAAACAAGCAAACUACAGUCCAAUAAUACUCAACUCUAUAGAGUGAAAGAGCUAGUGCUGCUGUUAGCAGCUAAUGCUAAUACUGCUCUAGCCUCUGUGCUGAAGAAACUUCACUAAAACUCCUGUAUAAAGCUGCAUUUCAGUGAACUAGCUUUACGGCCCCUUACAACCUGACUAAUAAAAUGAUACAUAAGGUGCACUGGAUUAUAAGACGUACUAUCUUUUUUGGGGGAAAUUAAAGGAUUUUAAGUGCGCUUUAUAGUGCGAAAGUUGUAUUGAGAGAAGGCAAGAAUGGAAGAAUGGAAAGUCACUAAUUUGCAGGGCAGGUAGCGGCAGGACUAUGACUGAGAAACACUGGUAGAGGUUGAGGAAGAAGGUACAGAGAUUGAAUAAAUAUUUAAAAUAAAUACAGACAAACUAAUCUUUACUAUGCACUAAGAUGAAGCUACAAGGUAGGAGUUUCUAAUAAAGUGUCAAGUGAGUGAAUUAUACCAUAAUUAACAACUUGCCUAAAAAUGAAUUUUUGAAUCUUCGUAAUCUACUGUGUAGUAUUUAUAUAACUUCUAUUUAGAUAAAAUAUAGUAUUUAUAGAUGAUUUUUUCCAGACUCCAUGGAGCUUGUAUGAUCUUUUCCUGGCCUCUGUAAGCCUGCCUGCUUAUGAAUAAAGCACAGUAAUGAACCAUU